UCGAGGCUUCUGGUCAUUCUUCGUCUUCGUUUGCUGUGGUGUGGUCGACUUCGGAUGGUGUCUCCCUGAAGAAAGCUUCUAGUGCUGGUGGUCCUCUUCAGAGAUGGCCCACAGCAGGCCAAUCCGUACAUCUCAGGGUACGGACAUGUUGGAGUUCCUGCGUUUUCCAGACGCUAUCGAGUAUGAGCAGGUCAUCAAAAACUGCAACUUGAUGGCAAAGCCCAUAGGCACGAGGACUGUGACCAACAAGUGCUACAUUCUGCUAUGGAAGGCCACCUAUUUUUCAUCAUCAGUCUUUAUUGGCACAAGACAUGUACUCGACACGCUGCAAACCAUGAAAGAGGAGCCAGUACCUUGUUUGGUAAUGUUGGCAGCAGACACCUUCAUAGAUGCACCGAUGUUGGAAAUAGUAAGCAACUGCAAGCAAAGAGACAUACCUUACAUCUUCAUUCCUACCAAAUACGCCAUGCGAGAUGCCCUCAAUGUCGACAACGAAGUAUUGGCAGUUAUGAUCACAUUUAACCAUGAUCCUGGUAUGAGAAGAGAAUUCGAAGAUUGUUUCGUCAGCAUGAGAUCACAAUGCUUCAAAAAGAAGAAAAAGCAUAAGCGUGAACAUGGUGCCCAUUCAACAGCUUCUGCGACCGCACCUCCCGAAAUAGGACCUAGAGGUGAAAUGCCCCAGCAAGUUUCCACUGAGAGCUCCACAGUCCCAAUGGGUGAAAAUCCAGCAGCAGCUGGCAGCAGCUCUGGCUCAGAUUGGAAAACCAUCAGCACUGAUACAGAAUCCAGUGACUCAGAUUCUUCAGAACAUGGCUCAUCAAGAGACUUCAGCGUGAACGUACCUGAUGAAAGUGGAAGCAGCUUCCAAGAAUAUGUAAGAAUACCAUCACCGACACCUGCUCCAUCUCCAUCAGAAAUGGCUGCCCAACAGAAACUGGACGUACCGUCUACAGUUGAAGAAUCGUCUGCAGCUUGCUCCAGCGACGAAUCUGUGAGACCUGGACCCAGCAGAGAAUUCCUGAUACCGACCAUCAAACGACGCCAGCUCAGUCCCCAUAGACAGACCACUUGGCCGAUUCCAUUACCAUAUGCUCCCAAAGAAAAUUUGGACGAUGAAAGGAUCAGAAUGUACCUACAAACCAUUUGCAAGACGAAGAAGCUGCGCUUGAGAAGCAAGACAUCUUGUCCUCCCACUUGCAUCACACCAACUCCACCAUCCAGUCAAAGCUAUAUGCAGUACUCUAAUCAACCUUCAACUUCUACCCAGUCAACGUCUGCUCCAGAGCCUCCAGCUCAGCCAGAACCAAUCAUCGAUAUUGAUUCAGACGAUCUAACUUUCAGAUGGACCAUGGAUGACCUUUCAUCUACACCAAGUGAACAAACCAUAGAUUUGACAUCAAGUCCAACCAACGAUCCUGGAGUUCAUGAAAUAAGCAGCGAUGACGAUGUGCUUAUGAUCGAAGAGUCUUCCAAUAUUGAAAACGAAGGAGCUGCUGGAGAUGGAAACAUCUGCUCAGUCGACUUAACCACAUCAUGUUCUUCCGAAUCUAUUGUCAUUCCAGAUGCAACAACCGGCGAUGAAGACUCAUCCCAAUCCCAAAUAGUACCACCAUUGCUGUUGGAAGAACCUUCAGAAGGACCAUCCGAUACCACCUCUACUGCAGACAUGGAAUCUCCUCAAUCUCCUGAUUUGGACGAAUUUCGUGGUGCUCCAACCUCAGCUAGAUCAAGCAACACCGAGACGAGUUCAUCUUCUUCCGGUGAAAUUAUCAAUCUUCAACCAUCCUCCUCAUCUUCCUUGUUUGGAUCUGGAGAUUCACCAUCUGUUAUGUCUUUGGCUGAAGAAUUUUCCAAUGUUGACGCCUCCCAUUCCGAGACUAAUCUCCUUGCUGAUUUAGAGGACCCACCGCCUCCUGAUGAUGUGGGUAAUCCCCCAUCUGCUGAUGCACAAGAUGCACCUUCUACAUCUAGAGGUGAUGUGCCUGCCGUCCAUGCUACCUCCGGGGAAGUUGGAGACGCCGCUGUUAUACCUUCAGCAUCACGUGGAGCACUUGGAGCUGCUGGAGAAGGGGCUGCUAGAGUCGGAGAAGCAGCUGGCCGAGCUACAGAAGGGCCCAGUCGAAUGGGUUUUCCAUCAGCUUUUGGAGACGUAGGAAUUGGUGAUGGUAACACCUGGCCAAUGCGCCCACCACGCAAUCCUGAUGCAGCUAGAUAUCGCCAUAGAGUGACGGGAACCGGAGAAGGAAACCAAUCUCCGUUCAUGCCGUCCUCAAUGAGUUUUAUAUUCGCUCCGCGAAUAGUAUACACCGCUGCUGCUAGCGAUGAUGGACUCAGACGGCCACACCAGCUCCCAAGAGAAGAGGACCUCUUGGCGAUUAAUUUCCCAGUAGAUGAUGAUGAUGACGAAGAUGAAGAGGACGAUGAGGACGGCGAAUAUACAGGACGGCGCUCCGGUUCCCUAGAUGUGAAUCCUUCUGAUGAUUCAUCAGAAGAUGAAUCUGAGUUGAGCCCAGAACCACCAACUCCCUUCGAAUUAGCUGAAUAAUAAUUCAGGUGAGACUGCUGGAUAGGAUCUAGAAAUGUUUUCCUGUCACUUUCACUUAUCCCAUUAUCGAAUUUUA
Messenger RNA from Harmonia axyridis, 2621 nucleotides. RefSeq names its product mucin-5AC-like. The transcript has 2 exons. The record is from RefSeq and is a predicted model, not a curated record. NCBI's taxonomy places the organism in Eukaryota, Metazoa, Arthropoda, Insecta, Coleoptera, Coccinellidae. The coding region runs from base 104 to 2545 and encodes 813 amino acids.